CUGUCUAAAUCGGAUUUGUAUUAAGGUGCAAAUAUUAUGUCCUAUUCCAACAACAGGUGUGAUGGUCACCGUAGCGGAAAUAGUAGAAGGCGAUCAAUUCUCUAUCGUUGAUGUCGAACGGUUCAUUCAUAGUUUCGCGUAGAUUCAGGUUGGAUGUGCUUAUGAAUUUGUUCUCAAAACUUUCACCGAAGAUUUGGAUGAGCUGAGUUUUUUCCACGUUUCAAAGUGAGAUACGAAAGCCUGCUGUGCUUCGAUAAAGUCGAACUCUUAUCUCUCUCACCUAGCAAUCCAGUUGCAUUCGAAGCCGGAGAGAGCGACUUGUUUGGUUGAAUUUUGUUUUCAUUUGCGUAGUCUGUGAACGUGAACACUGGAAAUCAGGAAAUAUAGUUUCGGAAAUUGUCUGUGCAAGCUGAAUUGAUAUUGUUGGAAUUUUUGAAGGCUGAUCCGGAUCACAGGGUCUCUACACACUAAAGUGCGUGAGUGCCGUUGAAAAAUUAAGGGACAAUGAAAACCCUAUCCGGUGCAAGUGACACCGAGAGAAGUGGAAAAAAUGAUGAAGGUCACGGUUCGGAACCGGCUGAAGUGCAGUAUCCUCCGCUGGUGAGGAAUCUGAUACUGCGGGCAAUGUGCGGUGUCUAUCUGGUGGCAUUCUUGAGUUUCUACGCUCAAGCAGAAGGUCUCUACAGCAAUUUUGGCGUUUUACCGGCAAACCGUGUUCUCGCCAAUGGUACUCUUCAGGAACGAUUCAACCUUCUUCGUCUCGCGCCACUUUUGGGACUGGACUCCCAAUCCGCGAUUGAUCUCUUCUGCUUGGCCGGAUGCGUGAUCGCUUUUCUUGGGCUGGUGUUCAGCGAUCUCUGCCGAUUACAGAGCUUCAUCGCCAUGUGGACGCUUUACUUCUCUCUCAUCCAGAUCUCACAGUCCUUCAGACAACAAUCGGACGAACUGUUGCUGGAAGCUGGAUUCCUAUGUAUUCUCCUAGCGCCAUCAAAAAUGAGCGAUCCACGUAGUCCGAUUGAAGAUCUAGCCUUGCUGUUGAUGAAGUGGCUUCUGUUCAGAUUCGUGUUCGCUUCCGGAUCGGUAAAGCUGGCAAGUGGAUGUCCGCUUUGGUGGGAUUUGACUGCCCUGAAGCGUCAUUUUGAAACAAUGCCACUGCCGACUUCGUAUAGCUGGUAUACGUAUCAGCAACCGGAUGGACUGCAUAGAUUGAGUACGAUCUGGGUCUAUUUGAGUGAGCUGGUGUGCUCGUGGCUGUUUUUCGCUCCAAAUCAGAAGGUUCGAAUGUUUGCCCUCUGGUGGCAAGUAUUCUUACAUUUGAAUAUUAUUGGAAGUGGGAAUUAUGGGUUUUUAAGUUUGAUCUUACUGACACUGUUACUGACCCUAGUGGAUGAUCGAGAGCUUGCUAGAAGUCCUGUUAAGAAAGCUCCCCGAAAAGAGGAUAAAACUGGAGCUUUAACCGUAAAAGUGAUCUCUAUUCUGAUGGUCCUGGGAACUUGGUUGACGUUUGGAGUUGGAUACAAAAAUGGAGAACUUGCAUUUAAGUUGCUGUUCAACCGAUCGCAAUAUUUGAACAUGAUGCAGAUAAUGUUACGGGCUGCGCCGCUGUUAGUCUUGAGUCUCAUGGUGCAGAAGUUUUUGAAGAUCGUUAACAAACAAGCGGGUGUUACUACAGUGGCCGACGGUAUCCGCAAACUGAGCGAGAACUGGCAGCUCUUUCUUCCAAUGCUGGCUGCCUUCGCAGUUCUCUUCACUUCGAUCGUUCCGCACUUCCAGCUGACAGAAUCAACUGCGAUCAGUACGUCGAUCCUCACGAAGCCUUACCAGGGUCUUCACAACCUCUUCGUUGUCAACCAAUAUGGCCAACACCUGAACAAAAUGCGACCGAGGCGGCUGGAGAUCAUCCUAGAGUAUGCCGACGACCUCACCGGGCCUUGGCACGAAUACGGUUUCCAGUACAAACCAUGGAAUCAAGAAGGUUCCAUGCCAUAUGCCUGGGUCUACUUCCCACGGUUCGAUUUUAAAUUCUACGACGCCUCCAACUCCAAGCCUUACAAUCAAAAGUGGCUUUACCCGUUGGUCCAACGACUUUUACAAAACGAACCAGCAGUGGUCAAACUCCUCGAUGAAGAUCACGUUCCUUCGAAACCACCCAAGUAUAUUCGUGCUUCAUUGUACCACUUCAGCUAUACGUCCUGGUUCGAAGGAAAUAGCACCACCUUUUGGACUCGGGAACGAGUCAACGAUUACUUCCCAGCGUACGCCCUUGAUGAUGGAUUCCUUGAAACGAAACUCAAAGAUAUCGACAUACCUCCAACGGCCACUUCGUCAGAAGCCAUCAAUCUUCCCCUGAAAUGGCUCGUGGAUGCCAUCAGAAACUUCCUCGGUAUCUUUGAGGGUUCGUUGUUGGUUUUGGGUGUACUGACAGCUGCCGCCGUAAUGAUUAUCACACAAAAGCAAAGUUAAAUGAAGGCAGAAUAGUAUAGGAACCUUGUGGUCAAUUUGGCGGUUUCGCUUCAUCCUGUCUCACCCGCUCUCAUGUUUGCACAAAAAGCAAAGCGCACCCGUAUCCCGACUGCUCGGUAAUUCUGGGACACUCGAAGCUGAAACUGACUGCAACCUACACACUCUCGUUAGCAAUAUUGUACUUGGUAGUCUGUAAGCUCCCCCCGUUUAUCGGAUGCUGUGUAUCUAUAUUCCAUACAAGACAGAUAUUUUGAUGAAUAAAAAGUCAAUUAGAGCGAGUGAAAAAAGAACCCCUGCAUGGAAGAGAAA
Messenger RNA from Aedes aegypti (yellow fever mosquito), 2772 nucleotides. Its product is annotated as lipase maturation factor 2. Gene Ontology annotation, cellular component: endoplasmic reticulum membrane. NCBI's taxonomy places the organism in Eukaryota, Metazoa, Arthropoda, Insecta, Diptera, Culicidae. Gene Ontology annotation, biological process: protein maturation. The transcript has 3 exons. The record is from RefSeq and is a predicted model, not a curated record. Bases 505 to 2463 code for a protein of 652 amino acids.